This is a messenger RNA of Varanus komodoensis (Komodo dragon), 646 nucleotides long. It is a transcript of the gene IDNK, whose product is annotated as IDNK gluconokinase. The transcript has 5 exons. Gene Ontology annotation, cellular component: cytoplasm. Gene Ontology annotation, molecular function: gluconokinase activity. The record is from RefSeq and is a predicted model, not a curated record. Lineage: Eukaryota; Metazoa; Chordata; Lepidosauria; Squamata; Varanidae. The coding region runs from base 43 to 603 and encodes 186 amino acids.
UCGGCACGGAGCAGCGCCCCGCAGCAGGCCCAGCUCGUCGGGAUGGUGCUGCUGCUGGUCGUCAUGGGAGUGAGCGGCUCCGGGAAAUCCACUGUGGGGCAGCAGUUGGCAGAUAAGCUUGGAUGGAAAUUCUAUGAUGGUGAUGACUAUCACCCGGAUGAGAACAAAAAGAAAAUGGCUGAAGGAAUACCUCUGAAUGAUCAGGAUCGGAUCCCAUGGCUUUGCCUUCUUCAUGAUAUAUUAAUGAGGGAACAUGCAUCUGGACAAAAUGCAAUUUUAGCCUGCUCAGCUCUGAAAAAAAUGUAUAGGUGUAUCUUGGAGAACAGAGAGACCAACUGUCUGAGUGCGAGUGGUCAGCUAGAGAAACAAAAGGGACCUGUCCCACAAAAGAUCCUUUUUGUCCAUUUAGCCGGACCAAAGGACCUAAUUGCUAGCCGUCUAGGAAAAAGAAAGGAUCAUUUUAUGCCACCAGCUUUACUGCAGUCUCAGUUUGAUACUCUUGAACCUCCAUCAGCACCAGAAAACUUUAUCACUAUUAAUUUGGGAAGACCUGUUUCUGAAAUAGUAUCUGAAAUAGAAGAAUAUGUUAGAGGCUUGUAUUGAUACUUCAGGUUGGUUUAUGAAUUACAGGAUGAUCUCAAACAAG